UUCCCGAGUGUAUCGUAUCUGUGGUGGUGGAGAUCGACAGACACUUGCUUGACACUUCUGUUACAAUUUUAUCAAAAUGACUUCAAGAAAGAAGAAUUUUAGUUUAAUUGAAAGAAAUUUACUUAUAGAAAUAUUAAAAAAAUUUAAAGAUGUAGUGGAGAGCAAAAAAACUGAUAAUAUAAGCACAGCAAAGAAGAAGGCUGCUUAGGCGCGUAUUGCGGAGAUGUUUAAUGCGUCGACUAUUAUAAAUGAGUCGGCAUCAGGGGAACAAUUAAGGCGCCUUUGGCAAAAUUUGAAGACCCGUCAAAGAGAUGCCCUCACAAGAGAGCGCCAACAUAGAAUGGCCACUGGCGGCGGUAGUUCCUGCCCUGAUGCUGACAUCAACCCUGACAUAGCCGAGAUAUCUCCUGCUCUCUUCCUAGAAAUACAAGAUACUUUAGACUCGGACCAUAUCGACUUGCAAACUGUUCAGCAUGUGGACAGUUUAAUAGAAAGUACCUUAUCCCAUGCUGUUGAUUCUCCAACAGGGGAAUCACAAAAUCUGGAAAAUCUGACCACACAACCAAACACCAUCCCACAUAGCAGCAUUCAAUCUGUAGAAUCAGAACUAUCCACAAACGAAAAAAAACUUCGUGUGCAAAUUUUAAAAGCAGAACAUUUAAACAGGGAAAAGAGAGCAGCCGAACUUCACGAGUUACAAGUUAAAUUCAUCCAGGAAAAACAUAAAUUAGAAAUAGACAUUUUAAAACAGCAAUUAAGGGAAGCAGAAGCUAAAGCCGAGUUAGCAAAACAAAAUCAUCGCUAAUAAUAAAUAAUAUGUAUUUCUAUGGAAGAGAGAUGUCUGCAGACGAGCCUAGAGCAACUUUUAUUUCUUGUGUUUAUUUUAUUGUUGAUUAUAAUUGUUAUUAUCUCAGUAGUUUUAUAGAGCAACUUUUAUUUUUUGUGUUUAUUUUAUUGUUGAUUAUAAUUGUUAUUAUCUCAGUAGUUUUAUAGAGCAACUUUUAUUUUUUGUGUUUAUUUUAUUGUUGAUUAUAAUUGUUAUUAUCUCAGUAGUUUUAUAGAGCAACUUUUAUUUUUUGUGUUUAUUUUAUUGUUGAUUAUAAUUGUUAUUAUCUCAGUAGUUUUAUAGAACAACUUUUAUUUUUUGUGUUUAUUUUAUUGUUGAUUAUAAUUGUUAUUAUCUCAGUAGUUUUAUAGAGCAACUUUUAUUUCUUGUGUUUAUUUUAUUGUUGAUUAUAAUUGUUAUUAUCUCACUAGUUUUAUAGUAAAGUGUAAUUUUGUUAUUAGUGCCUCUUUAUUGUUAGUUGUAAGUUUUGUUAUUUUAGAUAAUUGUUGCUUAGCAUAUAAGAUGUUUUGUGAAAUAAGAUAAAUAAUUAAUAAAAAAAGAUGAUUAUUUUUA
Messenger RNA from Helicoverpa zea (corn earworm), 1399 nucleotides. RefSeq lists its product as uncharacterized. Lineage: Eukaryota; Metazoa; Arthropoda; Insecta; Lepidoptera; Noctuidae. The coding region runs from base 224 to 805 and encodes 193 amino acids. The record is from RefSeq and is a predicted model, not a curated record. The transcript is spliced from 3 exons.